Messenger RNA from Aspergillus versicolor CBS 583.65, 1274 nucleotides. RefSeq names its product NAD(P)-dependent oxidoreductase. The record is from RefSeq and is a predicted model, not a curated record. The coding region runs from base 161 to 961 and encodes 266 amino acids. NCBI's taxonomy places the organism in Eukaryota, Fungi, Ascomycota, Eurotiomycetes, Eurotiales, Aspergillaceae. The transcript has a single exon.
CUGUAUUCGUAAAGCUCUGUGUCCUCGUCCUCGCAGAAGAAUAAUUCCAUAAAAGAAGGGCCACAACCGAAGCCCGAUGCGCAACAGCCGGAGUCGCUGAGCGAGCGACACCAUUUAGAUCAGCCCACGAUCAGCCCUAUCACCGCCAGAAUAAUCAUCAAUGCCUUCCUAUGCCGUCCUGGGAGCUACAGGCAAUACUGGCCGGGCGAUCGUCCAAGUACUGCUUGAUCGACCCGACGCCAGAAUCCACGCCUACUGCCGGUCCAAAGAGAAGCUCUACCGACACUGUCCCGGCGCAGAAACCUCGAAAGCGCUUUCGGUUUUCCAAGGGAGUCUUGAUGACAAUGGCCUUAUCGAUGAAUGUCUCCGGGGGACCGAUGCCGUGUUUCUGGUAGUCGCCAUCGUCGAUAACAUGCCCGGUUGUUCUAUCGCCAUGCAGACAGCCCGGACUGUUGUCGCGUCUCUACAGCGACUGCAAUCAUCGUCACCAGAGACCCGUCCCCCCCGCCUCAUCAUGAUCUCCUCGGCAUCUCUGGAACCCUCGUUUUGCGAUGAUGUCCCUGCCCCUGUCCACUGGGUUCUCAAAACCGCUGUCUCGCAUCUGUAUCGGGACUUGGCUGCUGCGGAGGAGUUCCUUCGCGCCCAGUCAGACUGGCUCUCGGCAACCUUUGUGAAACCUGGGGGUCUAGUGCAUGAUGAGGCCCGUGGGCACGAGGUCCGACUGGACAGGGCUCAGACGCCCCUCUCCUUCCUGGACUUGGCGGCGGGGAUGGUUGAGGUCGCGGAUGCCGAUGAUGAACGGUACCAUAUGCGCAGCGUUAGUGUUGUUCCGACGUCCAGCAAUGUCAGGUUUCCGUGGGAUGGGCUUUACUAUGCCUUUACGGGGUUGUUAUUCCAUUUUCUGCCGUGGACGUACAGGUAUAUAGGAGAGUAUCCGUUGCCGAAGGAGAGGAGUAUAUAGUUUAAUGUGAUGCAUGCCUCUGCUGGCGGGAUGUUUCAAUCGGCCGUGCAAUUUCUUUUAUUCUACUUGGGUAAACUCGUCCCGAUACGCUCGCCGGUCUGUCUGGCUGGUAUUUAUUUAUAGUUCAGCUGAUUCGCCCACGCUUUUUCAAGAAUAGUUCCUUAUAUUCACCAUGGAGGCUAUAUUCAAACAAAUCAAAGAUGAAUACGCCAUUGCCGACCAGAACGGCAGGCGUCAAAUUCAAGGCCAUAUUCGUGAGUUGCAGGUUGGCUUCUACUCGGACUGGGAUGUUGUGAUGCGCUUGAGCAGUGGU